UUAGCAAUAUGCAUUUGAAUGGAAGUGAAGGGGUUUAGAAAGGAAAGCAAAGUUUCCGGCGUGUCUAUGAAUGCAGCAGUGGUUCCAGGGAAGACUCAGCUGCAGCCGCUUGGCAUCGGAGCGGCUCGGCGCCGCAAUCCAUCUCUUCAAGUGCGCGACCAAACCCACAAAACUGCUGCCAUUUUUACCCCCCUCCUCACUUUACUUUUAGUGAGCCGUCACCAGACGUGGAGCAGCAUUACACUAGACCAUGUAGGAUUUUACUGCUUCUCGAAGCGUGAACUUUGGUGAAAACUACCCAGCAAGUCACACGUGGUCGAUAUAGCAGCCUGUCCGUGAUAUAUUCGACGUGACAACACUUUUCACCAUGAGUGAACAGAGUAUUUGCCAGGCACGAGCUGCUGUGAUGGUGUACGACGAUGCCAAUAAGAAGUGGGUGCCGGCGGGCGGCUCGACUGGCUUCAGCAGAGUCCACAUCUACCACCACACAGGAAACAACGCCUUCCGUGUAGUGGGGCGUAAGAUCCAAGAUCAUCAGGUGGUGAUUAACUGUGCCAUUCCCAAGGGACUGAAGUACAACCAGGCCACACUAACUUUUCAUCAGUGGCGGGAUGCUCGACAGGUCUACGGCCUGAAUUUUGGCAGCAAGGAAGACGCCAACGUAUUUGCCAGUGCCAUGAUGCAUGCCUUGGAAGUGCUGAACUCUCAGGAGACAGGUCCCACAUUGCCCAGGCAGCCCCCCCAUGUCCAGAAUGGCCCCACACCAGAGGAAAUAGACCUUAGAAGAAGGCAGCUCCAGGAGCUCCAAAGGCAGAAAGAGCUAGAAAAGGAGCGUCAGGAACGCGAAUGUCAAGAAAGGGAGCGUCAGGAACGGGAGCACCUAGAGCGACAGAUGCAAGAGCGGGAACGUCAGGAACAGGAACGUCAAGAACAGGAACGUCAGGAAAAGGAGCUACGAGAAAGGGAGGCAGAGGCUGAGAGGGAGCGACUGGAGUGUGAACGUCAGGAGCAGCAGGAGCACGCCGAGCGUGAACGGGCAGAGAGGGAGAAGGUGGAGCAAGAACAGCAGGAGAAGGAGCAUCAAGAGCUGUUGGACAGAGAGCACCAAGACUGGGAAAGAGGAAGACGUAUUUCCAAUGCUGCAUUCGAAAGCACUCUGUACAGCCCCACUCUUCAGGACUCUAGCAGGACAUCCUCCACGCUGACAUCUCCAACCACACUGACCUAUCCAUCUCCAGGAGUCCUUUUAUCCUCAUCCACAACACCCCCCACACCACCACUGAGGCACUCGGCCUCCCGUUUUUCCACCUCCCUUGGCUCUGCCUUCCACCCAGUCCUUCCCCACUACGCUACUGUCCCAAGGAGACAGCAGGCAUUUGGCCAGGCACCACCUCCUGCUCCUGCUCCUGCUGCUGGUCCAGUCUCCAGCCCCGCCAACACGCCCAAGUCUGCAGUGUGUUUAGCAUACAAUUUCACUCCCUUACCCCCCUCUCCCCCAGUCAUGAUAACCAGUCCACCAGGGAAGGCUGCAGGCCCACGGCCACUCAUCCCAAUUGCGGCCACAUCCCCGCUCACGCAGAAGCCCCCUUCCCCAUCUCCCAAUGGCCCUCCUAUGUUUCCCGCACCAUCCCCAGUCACCAUCUUGCCACAUAGCCACCCUACCGGUAUAGCCUGCCCAACCCCACCACCUCCGCCCACCCCGCCGCCAUUUGCUUCUUCCGCAGCACCCCAUACUUCUUUGUGCGUCUCGUCUCCCCCCUCCUCAUCCCAUGCUCCUGGUUUGCCCUCUCCCUCCACAGCACUCUCCGCUGCUGCUGUUCCUACCACUGAGCACCUCAGCCUCCCUCUAGCCCUGGGCCAAUCAGAGCCAGAGGGGUCAGACACAGCAGCGAGCCAAGACACCCACCAACUGUAUUUGGGGUCCUCCGAUCAGCCCCAGUCCCAGGACAAUGUGCAGCCAUUGGGGUUGACCACACCCACCCCUCCUCCACCUCCACCCCUGCCACCCAGCUCUUCUGUGACAUUUGUGGCCACCCCCCCAGCCACCACGCCGGCUGCUACCCCCACCACGCCGUCAGGACACCCUCCCCCACCGCCGGCUCCACCUUUGCCUCCUACAUUGACUCCGGCUGGGACACCUACUUCCCCACCCGGGCCACCUCCUCCACUUGGGGCCCCGACACCUCCCCCAGCACCUCCCCUUCCCGCUGGCCUAUUCUGUCCUCCAGAAGACCGCCCCAUCUCAGGCCUGGCUGCCGCCCUCACAGGGGCCAAGUUGCGCAAAGUUCCAAGGAGUGAUGACGCUGGAGCCGCUCUGGCAGCAGCCUUGUUGGGGACACCUGGGACUGUGGGGGCCAAAUCAGAGUCCAGAGGCAAUGGCCCUCUCCCUGGAGGAGGCGGCCUAAUGGAGGAAAUGAGCGCUUUAUUAGCUAGAAGAAGAAGAAUUGCUGAAAAGGGCUCUUCACCUGAACCCGACCAGCGAUCUGAGGAGGGGGAGACAACCACCAUCCCGAAAGUGUCAGCUUGUAGCACACCAGACAUGCCCAGGAAGCCAUGGGAAAGAACAAACAACAAUACUAUGAAUGGUAGCAAAUCACCAGUUAUUGGAAGACCAAAAUCUACUCCAACGCCUACAGCACCCGUAAGUGCCAACGGUAUGCCAACAGAAGCUGUUGACUAUGAUAGAUUGAAACAGGACAUUCUGGAUGAGAUGAGGAAGGAGCUGUCAAAGCUAAAAGAAGAGCUCAUUGAUGCAAUCAGAGAGGAACUGGGCAGGUCCAGUACAGCAUAAACAACACAUACUCCCUCUUCUACAAAUCCAAGCCCAUGACCCAACUUUGGUCACUAGACGAGAUAAUACAGCUGCCCAGAGCAAGAUUCUAACUUAGUAGCGGUGAUGACAACCAAGACAACAACCACGAGUACCUGAGAGGGUGCAAUAUAUGGAGUGCAGCAUCUUCGAGGGUGAUGUUUGUGUAACACUCGUAGGUGGGACUCCUCCUCCUCACACUUUCCUCCUCCUUCCUGCUAAAGGACAUCGCAUCCUGGAGGACACCAGUCUGAAAGAGAAGUGCAUGUCUUUAUGCAAAACAACUGUGUUUUUGUCCUUUAAAAAAAAAAUUCAAAGAUACUGUAAAGAUCAUUGGUGCAGAUGUGAAUGAGAAAUUGUUCUGGUGAUUUUUUUUUCUCUAUGAAAAGGCACGUUUUUAUCGAGAAACAGGACUAAAGUUGGGAUGGUAAAUCUCCCCCACGCCUCCUCUCAUAAUGCCAUAGCAGUAGCGUGCGUACGUCUGAGUGAACAAGCGCGAAUAGAUGCGAACGGGGCGGUCCGCUGCUGCUGGAAACUGUAAAGCUCGUCUUCCUCAAAUGGUAUUUUAACCUAAAUGUGUAAAAAAGAGAAGAAAUUAUUCUGUUUUGAGUCAAGAGAUCAAAGGCCAUAUCAAGUAGCUCCAUCACUAUCAUAAUAUAGCAUCUAUUCAUCUUGUUUGUUUGCGUUGAUUGGCAAGGGAUGCUGCAUGUCAGACAGGAGCCAUGGUAGCACAUUAGCAAACAAAAAGUAGUAUUUUGCCAACACCUAUCAUGCUCUUUGAGCAUGGUCACUGUAGACGGACUUGAUGUUCUACUGACUUUUGUGUCCCUCUCUCUCAUUUUUUCUCCCUUUACAAAGCAGAAGGGUGACAAAUCAGCCAAGAAAAUUCAUUCACUCUUACACGUUUAUGAUAAGCAAUAAGUGUAGCAUCUGUUGUAAGCCCCGUUCAAUCAUGUUUCUGUAUGGCCUAUCAGAGCUUUCCGCUAUGGACAGUAAAACAGUUACUGUGUGCAAUGAUGUCACUGAAGAGCAUGAUUUCAUGGAUCAACCCAAUUUGGAACCCCCACUCCUCCCUCCGUAACAUCUAAUCGUAGUGUAUCCUUAGCAUUAUUUGGUUUUAGACUCAUUUAUGUCUGUUGAUUAUUUUUUUUCCCCACAAACUGUAAUAUUAGUGUGCAUAAAUUUGUGUGGAGUGUCUUACAGGAUUUCAAUGUGCCAUUCAGUCUUUUACCUUUGCUUAAUCAUUUAUUUGCCUUAAAGUGACACAAGUCCAGAUACUUUUUUUUUUUUUUUUUUUUUUUUUUUUUUA
Syngnathoides biaculeatus (alligator pipefish) is the source of this 4118-nucleotide messenger RNA. It is a transcript of the gene enah, whose product is annotated as ENAH actin regulator. Gene Ontology annotation, biological process: axon guidance; actin polymerization-dependent cell motility; actin polymerization or depolymerization. NCBI's taxonomy places the organism in Eukaryota, Metazoa, Chordata, Actinopteri, Syngnathiformes, Syngnathidae. The transcript is spliced from 15 exons. The record is from RefSeq and is a predicted model, not a curated record. The coding region runs from base 368 to 2791 and encodes 807 amino acids. Gene Ontology annotation, molecular function: SH3 domain binding; profilin binding.